AUGUGGAAGUCCCAGUUUCUUGAUGUUUUUCUCAUUCACAAUUUGCAUAAUAUAGUUAUUGGUGAUGCACCACCUCUACCACCUUUUCUUCACAAUGACUCUAGUGCUACACAUCAUAUGAUACCAAAUGCUUCUAUCUUGUCCUCUCCUCCACCUCAUACUGCGAGAGAGCUCUCGCUGUUGCAAUUGGAAAUAGAAGCUGAAAAGUCAAUGGCAUCAAGAGAGAGAGAACACAUCAAUUCUUGGGGUCAGAAUGUUGAUGUUAAAGGCAGAGAUUUGGAGCUCAUUCCGUUCAGUGGGGGACAGCGAAUCUGCCCUGGAUUACCACUGGCAAUCGAAAUGCUGCAUAUAAAGUUGGCUUUGCUUCUUCAUGCCUUUGAUUGGAAGCAUGAAGAUGGCAUUACGCCAGAAGAAUUGGACAUGGAAGACGAAUUUGGCUUCAUUCUACAGAAGGCAAAGCCGCUUCUUGCCAUCCCUGUUGCGUGCAAAUAG
Mangifera indica (mango) is the source of this 492-nucleotide messenger RNA. RefSeq names its product flavonoid 3'-monooxygenase CYP75B137-like. The transcript is spliced from 4 exons. The coding region runs from base 1 to 492 and encodes 163 amino acids. Lineage: Eukaryota; Viridiplantae; Streptophyta; Magnoliopsida; Sapindales; Anacardiaceae. Gene Ontology annotation, molecular function: iron ion binding; monooxygenase activity; heme binding. The record is from RefSeq and is a predicted model, not a curated record.